AUGGCGUGGAAAACACUUCCCAUUUACCUGUUGUUGCUGCUGUCUGUUUUCGUGAUUCAGCAAGUUUCUUCUCAAGAUUUAUCAAGCUGUGCAGGGAGAUGUGGGGAAGGGUAUUCUAGAGAUGCCACCUGCAACUGUGAUUAUAACUGUCAACACUACAUGGAGUGCUGUCCUGAUUUCAAGAGAGUCUGCACUGUGGAGCUUUCCUGUAAAGGCCGCUGCUUUGAGUCCUUCGAGAGAGGGAGGGAGUGUGACUGCGACGCCCAGUGUAAGAAGUAUGACAAGUGCUGUCCUGAUUAUGAGAGUUUCUGUGCAGAAGUGCAUAAUCCCACAUCACCACCAUCUUCAAAGAAAGCACCACCACCUUCAAGAUCAUCUCAAACCACCAAAUCAACAACCAAACGUUCACCCAAACCACCAAACAAGAAGAAGACUAAGAAAGUUGUAGAAUCAGAGGAAAUAACAGAAGAACAUUCUGUUUCUGAAAAUCAAGAGUCCUCCUCCUCCUCCUCCUCUUCCUCUUCUUCUUCAACAAUUCGGAAAAUCAAGUCUUCCAAAAAUUCAGCUGCUAAUAGAGAAUUACAGAAGAAACUCAAAGUAAAAGAUAACAAGAAGAACAGAACUAAAAAGAAACCUACCCCCAAACCACCAGUUGUAGAUGAAGCUGGAAGUGGAUUGGACAAUGGUGACUUCAAGGUCACAACUCCUGACAUGUCUACCACCCAAAACAAUAAAGUCACCACAUCUCCCAAGAUCACAACAGCAAAACCAAUAAAUCCCAGACCCAGUCUUCCACCUAAUUCUGAUACAUCUAAAGAGAUGUCUUUGACAGCGAAUAAAGAGACAACAGUUGAAACUAAAGAAACUACUACAACAAAUAAACAGACUUCAACUGAUGGAAAAGAGACUACUUCUGCUAAAGAGACACAAAGUGUAGAGAAAACAUCUGCUAAAGAUUUAGCACCUACAUCUAAAGUGCCGGCUAAACCUACACCCAAAGCUGAAACUACAACCAAAGGCCCUGCUUUCACCACUCCCAAGGAACCCACGCCCACCACUCCCAAGGAGCCUACAUCUACCACGCCCAAAUUGCCUGUACCCACCACAACCAAGUCUGCACCCACCACUCCCAAGGAUCCUGCACCCACCACUCCCAAGGAGCCUUCACCCACCACUCCCAAGGAGCCUGCAUCCACCACCACCAAGUCUGCACCCACUACUCCCAAGGAGCCUGCCCCAACCACCCCCAAGGAGCCUGCACCCACCACUCCCAAGGAGCCUGCACCCACCACUCCCAAGGAGCCUGCAUCUACCACUCCCAAAGAGCCUGCACCCACCACCACCAAGUCUGCACCCACUACUCCCAAGGAGCCUGCCCCAACCACCCCCAAGGAGCCUGCACCCACCACUCCCAAGGAGCCUGCACCCACCACUCCCAAGGAGCCUGCAUCUACCACUCCCAAAGAGCCUGCACCCACCACCACCAAGUCUGCACCCACUACUCCCAAGGAGCCUGCCCCAACUACCCCCAAGGAGCCUGUACCCACCACCACCAAGAAGCCUGCACCCACUACUCCCAAAAAGCCUGCACCAACUACCCCCAAGGAGCCUUUACCCACUACUCCCAAGGAACUUUCACCCACCACCACCAAGGAGCCUUCACCCACUACUCCCAAGGAGCCUUCACCCACCACCCCCAAGGAGCCUUCACCCACCACCCCCAAGGAGCCUGCACCCACCACUCCCAAGGAGCCUGCACCCACCACUCCCAAGAAGCUCGCACCCACCACCCCCAAGGAGCCUGCACCCACCACCCCCAAGAAGCUCACACCCACCACCCCCAAGAAGCUCGCACCCACCACCCCUGAGGAGCCUGCACCCACCACCCCUGAGGAGCCCUCACCCACCACCCCUGAGGAGCCCGCACCCACCACCCCUGAGGAGCCCGCACCCACCACCCCUGAGGAACCCGCUCCCACCACUCCCAAGGCACCGGCUCCCACCAUCCCUAAGGAGCCUGUUCCAACUACCCCUAAGGAGCCUGCUCCUACUACCCCUAAGGAGACUGCUCCAACUACCCCUAAGGAGACUGCUCCAACUACCCCUAAGGGGACUCCUCCAACUACCCUCGAGGAACCUGCACCCACUACUCCCAAGAAGCCUGCCCCCAAGGAGCUUGCACCCACCACCACCAAGGAGCCCACAUCCACCACCUCUGACAAGCCCGCUCCAACUACCCCUAAGGAGACUGCUCCAACUACCCCCAAGGAGCCUAAACCCACUACCCCCAAGAAGCCUGCUCCAACUACUCCUGAGACACCUCCUCCAACCACUUCAGAGGUCUCUACUCCAACUACCACCAAGGAGCCUCCCACUAGCCACAAAAGCCCUGAUGAAUCAACUCCUGAGCUUUCUGCUGAACCCACACCAAAGACUCUUGAAAACAGUCCCAAGGAACCUGGUGUACCUACAACUAAGACUCCUGCAGUGAUUAAACCUGAAAUGACUACAAUAGCUAAAGACAAGACAACAGAAAGAGACAUACGUACUACACCUGAAACUACAACUGCUGCACCUAAGAUGACAAAAGAGACAGCAACUACAACAGAAAAAACUACCGAAUCCAAAAUAACAACUACGACCACACAAGUAACAUCUACCACAACUCAAGAUACCACAACAUUCAAAAUUAGGACUCUUAAAACUACUCUUGCACCCAAAGUAACUACUACAACAAAAAAGACAAUUACUACAACUGAGAUUAUGAACAAACCUGAAGAAACAGCUAAACCAAAAGACAGAGCUACUAAUUCUAAAGCGACAACUCCUAAACCUCAAAAGCCAACCAAAGCACCCAAAAAACCCACUUCUACCAAAAAGCCAAAAACAACGCCUAGAGUGAGAAAACCAAAGACAACACCAACUCCCCGCAAGACAACAUCAACAAUGCCAGAAUUGAACCCUACCACAAGAGUAGCAGAAGCCAUGCUCCAGACCACCACCAGACCUAACCAAACUCCAAACUCCAAACUAGUUGAAGUAAAUCCAAAGAAUGAAGAUGCAGGCGGUGCUGAAGGAGAAACACCUCAUGUGCUUCCCAGGCCCCAUGUGUUCAUGCCUGAAGUUACUCCCGACAUGGAUUACUUACCGAGAGUACCCAAUCAAGGCAUUAUCAUCAAUCCCAUGCUUUCCGAUGAGACCAAUAUAUGCAAUGGUAAGCCAGUAGAUGGACUGACUACUUUGCGCAAUGGGACAUUAGUUGCAUUCCGAGGUCAUUAUUUCUGGAUGCUAAGCCCAUUCAGUCCACCAUCUCCAGCUCGCAGAAUUACUGAAGUUUGGGGUAUUCCUUCCCCCAUUGAUACUGUUUUUACUAGGUGCAACUGUGAAAGAAAAACUUUCUUCUUUAAGGAUUCUCAGUACUGGCGUUUUACCAAUGAUAUAAAAGAUGCAGGGUACCCCAAACCAAUUUUCAAAGGAUUUGGAGGACUAACUGGACAAAUAGUGGCAGCGCUUUCAAUAGCUAAAUACAAGAACUGGCCUGAAUCUGUGUAUUUUUUCAAGAGAGGUGGCAGCAUUCAGCAGUAUAUUUAUAAACAGGAACCUGUACAGAAGUGCCCUGGAAGAAGGCCUGCUCUAAAUUAUCCAGUGUAUGGAGAAAUGACACAGGUUAGGAGACGUCGCUUUGAACGUGCUAUAGGACCUUCUCAAACACACACCGUCAGAAUUCACUAUUCACCCGCCAGACUGGCUUACCAAGACAAAGGUGUCCUUCAUAAUGAAGUUAAAGUGAGUAUACUGUGGAGAGGACUUCCAAAUGUGGUCACCUCAGCUAUAUCACUGCCCAACAUCAGAAAACCUGAUGGCUAUGAUUACUAUGCCUUUUCUAAAGAUCAAUAUUAUAACAUUGAUGUGCCUAGUAGAACAGCAAGAGCAAUUACUACUCGUUCUGGGCAGACCUUAUCCAAAGUCUGGUACAACUGUCCUUAGACUGAUAAGCAAAGGAGGAGUCAACUAAUGAAGAAAAGAAUAAUAAAUUUUGACACUGAAAAACAUUUUAUUAAUAAAGAAUAUUGACAUGAGUA
Messenger RNA from Symphalangus syndactylus (siamang), 4082 nucleotides. RefSeq names its product proteoglycan 4 (gene PRG4). Gene Ontology annotation, biological process: immune response. Gene Ontology annotation, molecular function: polysaccharide binding; scavenger receptor activity. Lineage: Eukaryota; Metazoa; Chordata; Mammalia; Primates; Hylobatidae. The record is from RefSeq and is a predicted model, not a curated record.